Galendromus occidentalis (western predatory mite) is the source of this 1641-nucleotide messenger RNA. Its product is annotated as F-box/LRR-repeat protein 20-like. The record is from RefSeq and is a predicted model, not a curated record. Gene Ontology annotation, cellular component: SCF ubiquitin ligase complex. Gene Ontology annotation, biological process: SCF-dependent proteasomal ubiquitin-dependent protein catabolic process. The transcript is spliced from 4 exons. Lineage: Eukaryota; Metazoa; Arthropoda; Arachnida; Mesostigmata; Phytoseiidae. Bases 1 to 1641 code for a protein of 546 amino acids. Gene Ontology annotation, molecular function: protein binding.
AUGGAGAAACUACCGCCAGAGCUCUUAGCCAUGGUCUUCGCCAGACUGCAUCCGAUCGAUCGCUUGAACUGCGCACAGGUGUGCCGAAGGUGGGAAAGAGUCGUGGCCGCUCCGCAGUUGUUGGAAGAUGUCCAAUUUGUGAUUAGGGGCUCAAACAUGCGGACGGCGGAGCCCAUCCUGAUGAGAACUACGCGCAAGUAUAGACGUCUCAGGAUCAAGCAAGGCUCUCUUCACAACUUCGAUCGGAAGCUCUGGACGAAAAUUGGUGGGAGCCUUCGCCAAUUGGAACUGAUCAGAUGCACUUCAACGCCGCGAGUUCUUUUUGCCAUUCUCUGCGCCUGUACGAGUCUAGAGUCCCUCGUGGUCUGCGCGACUAAUCUCUAUCCAACUUCGAAGCUGGGCCUGCCAAGAGGAAUGAAGGCUGAGGACGCGCGCAGGUCACUCCGCUGCAUGCGGCAUCUAUCACUGAGGGAUUUCACUGAACAUCACAUCACGGGCGUAAUUCUCGGCAGCUUACUCGAUUUGAUGCCGUCAUUGACAUCUAUCUCCUUGACAUUCUUCUUCCCCGACGAGAACUCGCUCCAAGACGUGUUGUCUGCAUUGCUGAGAUCACAUUCGAUGUUCACAAAGAUAGAUAUAUCUUUCGGGCAAAUUAACGACGAAAGCGUGAUCAAGAUCGUGGAGAGGUACUCCUCGAGCCUCGAGCACAUCGUAUUGAGCGACUGCGAUGAUCUCACGCGGGAGGCUUUUGCUGCUAUAGGCUCUUGCAGCAAGCUUCGGCAUGUGGAUCUCCAAGGCGCGCAUCUGGGGGAUGAAAACGUCGCACAACUGCUCCGUGGGACCCCCGAUGUGGAGUGCCUAGAGUUAUGGGGUGGUGAUUGGAUCACGGGUCGAUGCCUAACGCACGUUUACGAGUUGAAGAAACUCCGCAGCUUGAGUAUGGUUUAUUGUGCUGGUAUAUGCGGCGAGCUGCUCCGCAACUCGAGCAGGCUCUCGUCACUGCAGCAUCUAGACCUCACGUACGAAAAAUGCGAUAUCUCAGUUUUCCAGAACAUAAGGCAUCUCGAAGAUAUUCGAAGCCUAAGAGUGGAGUGCAGGAAAUUCAAACCAGAUUGCUUUGCCGUGAUCGUUGAAAACCUCAAGAAACUCGAGCAACUCCAUCUCCAAGCCUGCCAGGCGCUGACCGAUUCCGAUGGGGUUAAGCUUCGUAACUUGAAGCGGCUGAAGGUUCUCAGGCUCUGGGACGCAUUCAGACUAACUGAUUUGACUUUCGAGCAUGGCGUAGGUUCAUCGGACAUGGAGGAACUUUCUCUCUUGGAUUGUAGCCUAUCGGACGUUGGACUGGCGAGUAUAGCGGCUCACCACGGACGCCUGAAGAAAUUAUCGUUCAAAUACUGUGCGCGCAUAUCAGAUGCUGGAAUGACGUCCCUGCUUCGGCGAGAACCUUUUCUCCGGACCCUCAUGGUUAUGUCUUGCUCCUCAAUCACUGGAGUCACGCUUUCCGCCUUGGAAGGCCUGUGUCCUCACUUGGAUUUCGUCGAUUUCUCGGACUGUCAGAUAGACUUCCUCGCCCUCUAUCAAUUCGCGCAGCGAAGACCAACGGUCGGAUGCUUCGCCUGUAUCGAUGGCGGGGGAAGAUGA